Messenger RNA from Tachyglossus aculeatus (Australian echidna), 2009 nucleotides. RefSeq names its product growth factor receptor bound protein 14 (gene GRB14). Gene Ontology annotation, biological process: insulin receptor signaling pathway; negative regulation of insulin receptor signaling pathway. The transcript has 13 exons. The record is from RefSeq and is a predicted model, not a curated record. Lineage: Eukaryota; Metazoa; Chordata; Mammalia; Monotremata; Tachyglossidae. Gene Ontology annotation, cellular component: plasma membrane; cytoplasm. Bases 99 to 1457 code for a protein of 452 amino acids.
UAUUAGAUUUGGAGAACUGGAACACUGAGAAGUCUGCCAAGGACUUGCUUCAUUUUGUGGAUAUCCUGCAUGACCGGAUAGGUCCGUGAACAGCAGAUAUGAGUUUGUAUGCAAGAAGGGUAACUCUGCCUGCUAUAACGCCAAUAGUUCUUCAGAAAAGGGUGAUUAAAGUAUACAGUGAAGAUGACACCAGCAGAGCUUUAGAAGUCCCAAGUGAUAUAACAGCCAGGGAUGUCUGCCAGUUGUUAAUCCUGAAGAACCAUUAUAUUGAUGACCACAGCUGGACACUGUUUGAAUACCUUCCUCACAUGGGUUUAGAAAGAACAAUAGAAGACCAUGAAUUGGUGGUUGAAAUACAAUCAAAAUGGGGAAUGGAAGAAGAAAAUAGGCUGUGUUUUAGAAAAAAUUAUGCCAAAUAUGAAUUCUUUAAAAAUCCAGUAAAUUUUUUUCCAGAGCAUAUGUUAUCUUUUUCAAGUGAAACCAAUGGAGAAAUAGCUCACACACAGAUUUUGCAGAUGUUUCUAAGCUCAAGCACAUAUCCAGAAAUACAUGGUUUCUUACAUGCUAAAGAGCAGGGAAAGAAGUCCUGGAAAAAAAUUUACUUUCUUCUACGAAGGUCUGGCUUAUAUUUUUCUACUAAAGGAACAUCAAAGGAACCAAGGCAUUUGCAGUUUUUCAGCGAAUUUAGUAGCAGCGAUCUCUAUGUCUCCUUGGCAGGCAAAAAGAUGCAUGGAGCUCCUUCUAACUUUGGAUUCUGUGUUAAGCCUAACAAAACAGGAGGAACCCGAGACCUGAAACUGCUCUGUGCAGAUGAAGAGCAGAGUAGGAUCUGCUGGGUGACAGCGAUUAGAUUGCUUAAGUAUGGGAUGCAGCUGUACCAGAAUUACAUGCAACCACAUCAAGGUAGAAGUGGCUGCAGUUUUCAGAAUAUUUCACCCAUGAGAAGCAUUUCAGAAAAUUCCCUAGUAGCAAUGGACUUCUCUGGCCAUAAAGGUAGAGUUAUAGAAAAUCCCAGCGAAGCUCUGUCAGUUGCAGUUGAAGAAGGACUAGCAUGGAGGAGAAAAGGAUGUUUACGACUGAACACACAUGGUAGCCCCACUGCUUCUCAAACCUCUUCCUCUAACAUAGCUAUUCACAGGUCACAGGCAUGGUUCCACCAUAAAAUCUCCAGAGAUGAAGCUCAGAAGCUGAUUUUACAGCAAGGACUUGUCGAUGGACUUUUCUUGGUACGGGACAGCCAAAGUAACCCCAAAACAUUUGUAUUAUCACUGAGCCACGGACAGAAAAUAAAGCACUUUCAAAUUAUACCACUGGAAGAUGAAGGUGAAAUGUUUCAUACUCUGGAUGAUGGUCACACCAGAUUCACAGAUCUCAUCCAGCUAGUGGAGUUCUACCAGCUUAAUAAGGGAGUAUUGCCUUGCAAAUUGAAACAUUAUUGUUCUCGGAUUGUCCUUUAACCAAAAUAGAAGUCAUUCCACCAAACAAUAGUGGAAAAUGGAGACACUAGAACAAUUUUAAAGGCCAUUUGUACGGGAAAAAAAUAUUUCCAUGUUGAACUGAAUAUAAAUUUCACUUGCAAGCCACAAAGAAGAGUUUAUGUGAGUCAUAAAAUAAGAAAACACCUGCAAUUUGCAUUGCACACAUCAUUUACAAUUCACUCCUGGCUAAAUUAAACCUCAAAAAGAGAUUUUGUGUGUUAUUGUGUAAUUUUAAGAGUAUUUCAAAUUACUUCAAUCCUCUUUACAAACACAAACAGGAAUGCUUUAAACACUUCUAUAACAAUUUACCAUAACAUUAGAUAAUUGUUUUACACACACACACACACACACACACACACACACACACAUCAAAGAAACCCUGGAUAUGAACGGAAUUAUUUGCUUCUUUUAGGUUGCAAAGCGUCUGGUCUGAAUUUUGUUUAGCAACUCUAAAUAAAAAUUCUCCUGUGCUCUAAUUUUGAACACAAUUUUCUUAUACUAUAAGUUUAAAAUGGCAAAUAUUCUAAAAUA